AUGAAUAGCAUAACUGUUAUUUGUCCCAAUUCUCGUCGUUGUGUGGUAAAAAUAACACCAUCAACUCAGCUUCGUAAGGUUUUGGAAGAAGCUUGUUUGAAGCAAGGUUUCGAUAUAUCAGCACAUCAGUUAAAGCAUCAUAAUCAUACGUUAGAUUUGGCGUUACCACUUCGUCUUACUGGUUUACCCAAUAAUGCUACCGUUGAGAUGGUGCAAAGUGCAAGCAUUAGUAAUGGAAUUCCAGGACAGAUUCAUAUUGCCUUACAACUUCCAGAUGGAUCUCGUUUUAUGGGACAGUUUCCAAAUAAAGCAAAUUUGUUGGAUGUUUUAUAUGAAUUCUCUCAAAAGUCAACUCAGGACUUAGUAAAAUGUGCUGAUGGUCAAGUACCAUGUUGUGCCUAUAUGAACAAAGAGUAUCGUGGAGAAGCAGAACUUAAAUUAACGACUUUGGAAAAGAUGGGAAUAACAGGAGGGCGCUGUUUGAUCAGAUAUUUUGCGAUGCGUAUGUCACAGAAUGAAAUGUCUAAGCUCGAAAAUCGACUUGCCGAAGAAUAUGAGCGAACGAAAAAGCUAGAAAAAGUGUAUGAAACAAGAAAAAUGGAAAAUGAACGUCGAUUGCAGUUAGAAAAUGAAAGAGAAGAGAUUUUUGAACGCGAACUCAAGAUGAAGCGUGAAGCGGAAGCAACUCGUAUGUUGGAACGCAGUCAAGAAGCUGAUAGAAAUCCUGAAAAUGCUAUUCAUACUACUCUGCUAUCAUCAGCUGGUCAAACUCAAAAUGGAACUGAAUGUGUUGCAGACGCUGAAAGACUACCUCAAGCUUCAUCACGUCUCAUUCAGUUGCAAUCUCUCCUUAAUCAAGUAAAUACUAGUUUAACAACAAAUACAGGUGAUUUUCCUGGUGAACAGCUUAUUGGAGAAGAUGGUAGAAUACAUCUUAGUGAUUUAGAAACAGCAGCACGAACAGAAAAUGUUCGUCUGAGCAACUCUAUUACGCCUUCUUCCGAAGUGUCACAUUUAGCUGUUGAGAAAUGUGACCGGAUGCCUGUCAUAAUCAGAAAAGAUUUGGAAUGGGAUAAAAGCAUAAAAGAUGUGAUCAAAAAGCAAGAUGAUAUUGAUGAUCAAUUUUUCGAACUUACUGUCAACGAUGUACGGAGUAUUCGUCAGGAUCUCAGAGCAGAGGCAGGUAUACAAGAGCAGAGAGCUUUGCUUCCAAAAACAUAUAUUGCUGAAAAAAAUAAGCGUCUAAAAGAAGAAAGUUACAAACAUACGGUAGUACGAUUCAAUUGUGCAGAUAGGACGAUUAUACAAGCUCAGUUUAUCUCACGAGAACCUGUUUCAAGAUUAUUUGAAUUUGUAACAGAAAAUUUGAAAAACUCUCUGAUAAAAUUCGAUCUUUGUCUUGCAAAUCAAAAGCUUUCGUCGACCACCUUAAAAAAUCUAAUUGAAAUCGGUGUUGCUCCGAAAUCUUCACUGUAUAUACGAUUUUAUUCACAAGAAAAUACAUUUGCUGCUCAUUUUGUACGAGAUAAAUUCUGUGAAGUUUCCAUGCCAGAAGCUGAUGAACUUAGCCGCAAAUGGUUGUCAGUAAAUGGUAUUUAUCAACCUUAUGUUCCAAAAGUGACAAAUGCUGAGGAUGUUCGACCAAAUGGAAAGCGUCAAUCGGAAUCACUGGCAAAUGAUGCGGGUCCAUCGAAGUUGAAACAACGACAUUCUGAAAAUCUACCGAAAUGGUUCAAAAAACCAUAA
Molecule: messenger RNA, 1746 nt
Organism: Brugia malayi
Lineage: Eukaryota; Metazoa; Nematoda; Chromadorea; Rhabditida; Onchocercidae
Gene: Bma-asps-1
Product: alveolar soft part sarcoma chromosome region, candidate 1, putative
Exons: 13
Coding region: 1-1746 (581 amino acids)
Source: RefSeq, a predicted model, not a curated record